Molecule: messenger RNA, 615 nt
Organism: Fomitopsis serialis
Lineage: Eukaryota; Fungi; Basidiomycota; Agaricomycetes; Polyporales; Fomitopsidaceae
Product: P-loop containing nucleoside triphosphate hydrolase protein
Exons: 3
Molecular function (GO): GTP binding
Source: RefSeq, a predicted model, not a curated record
GUCACCGGCCCUACAGGGGCAGGGAAGUCGACAUUCAUCAAUCGCUUAUGCGGUUCAGACCUGAAAGUAGGAACGAGCCUCCGAUCGUGUACGACCAACAUCGAUGUCGCAUCCUGCAUGAUGGGCGACACCAAAGUCGUGCUUAUUGACACGCCCGGCUUCGACGACACGACAAAGUCGCAGGCGGACGUUCUAGAAGACAUAGGCGGGUUUCUAAAGAGGACAUACGAACGAGACAUGUUGCUGUCCGGAGUCAUCUACAUGCACCGCAUCUCCGACCGGCGCGUCGGAGGAAUCGCUGUAGAGAAUUUCCGGCUUUUUGGGAAGAUAUGUGGGCCGAGCGCGAUGAAGAACGUCCUCAUCGUCACCUCGAUGUGGGAGGACGUCCCGGAGGAGGUCGGAAGCGCACGAGAGCAGGAGCUGGCCUCCAAACCCAUCUUUUACCAGCCGGCGAUCGAGGCAGGAGCGCAGAUGAUCCGCCACUACAACCACGCAGAAUCUGCCCGUAUAGCAGUUUCGAUACUUCUGGGCAAUUCAGCCCAGAUGCUCCAGAUGCAGUACGAGCUCGUGGAGCAGAAGAAGCAAGUACCCGAAACCGCUGCUGGCGUUGACUUG